Cajanus cajan (pigeon pea) is the source of this 2339-nucleotide messenger RNA. It is a transcript of the gene GATB, whose product is annotated as GLU-ADT subunit B. Gene Ontology annotation, biological process: glutaminyl-tRNAGln biosynthesis via transamidation. Gene Ontology annotation, molecular function: glutaminyl-tRNA synthase (glutamine-hydrolyzing) activity. Lineage: Eukaryota; Viridiplantae; Streptophyta; Magnoliopsida; Fabales; Fabaceae. The record is from RefSeq and is a predicted model, not a curated record.
CUUCGUUUUCUUCCUCAGUCAUCGUUGGCCAAGAACGCAGCAUCAGCCUCCACUCUGGGUGAGCCCCCAGCAAGUUGGAAAGAAAAAAAAUGCAAAUUUGUGACACACAACUUUAUUGUUGAGAACAGGACAACCUUUGCGUCUGCAAAAUUCGAUUUUUAAGGUUAUUGCUUCCCGUCUUCUGAUAACUCCCCAAAUGGCUUCCACAAUUUUCAGAAGCCUCCAAGUUCAACCCUUUCUGCUUUAUCCAACAACAUUACUGAGACGAAGAAAUGGGGUUUUUCAGUUCACGACCAAAGCCACACAAUCCCAAGCAGAAACCCAACAGAGACAACCACAGAGCAAGGUUUCAACAAGCACCCAGUCCAAGAAGCUUGACAAAAUCCCAAAAGACUACGAAGCCAUCAUUGGCAUUGAGACACAUGUUCAGCUUUCCACUCUCACCAAAGCCUUUUGUGGCUGCCCUUACAGUUAUGGGUCACCACCCAACAGCAGCAUAUGCCCCAUUUGCAUGGGUUUGCCUGGUGCUUUGCCUGUUCUCAACUCCAAGGUCAUUGAGUUUGCUGUCAAGUUGGGACUUGCUCUCAAUUGCAACUUGGCUUUCAACUCCAAGUUUGAUAGGAAACAGUAUUUCUACCCUGACCUUCCAAAAGGGUAUCAGAUUUCUCAGUUUGAUGUGCCAAUUGCCACUGCUGGCUUUCUUGAUGUUGAUAUCCCUGUUGAGUUUGGUGGGGGCCACAAGAGGUUUGGCAUCACAAGGGUUCACAUGGAAGAGGAUGCGGGGAAGCUCCUACAUGCAGAAAAUGGAAAUUACUCACAGGUUGAUCUAAAUAGAGCAGGGGUACCUUUGCUUGAGAUAGUUUCUGAGCCUGAUAUGAGAAACGGUAUUGAAGCAGCAGAAUAUGCAGCAGAAUUACAGAGGUUGGUGCGGUAUUUGGGAGUGAGCAAUGGCAAUAUGCAAGAAGGUUCUCUUCGUUGUGAUGUAAAUGUAUCAAUACGACCCAUUGGGCAAUCAAAGUUUGGGACAAAGGUUGAAAUAAAAAAUUUGAACUCAUUUUCAUCAGUGGGCAGAGCUAUUGAUUUUGAAAUUUCAAGGCAGGUGCAACUCCAUAGUCAAGGCCAGGAAGAUCAGAUAGUACAAGAAACUCGUUUAUGGGAAGAAGGCUCUCAGAGAACAAUUACGAUGAGAAAAAAAGAAGGGCUUGCUGAUUACCGAUAUUUUCCAGAACCAGACCUUCCAGCAGUAAUCCUUUCUCAAGAAUAUGUUGAUGGUAUAAAAAAUUCUUUACCAGAGCUUCCAGAAAUUAAGCGGAGAAGAUAUGAGCAGAUGGGCUUAAGCAUGCAAGAUGUUCUUUUCCUGGCUAAUGAUAAGAAUAUUGCAGAAUUUUUUGAAGCAACUCUGGCAAAAGGUGCUGAUCCAAAGCUGGUUGCUAACUGGAUAAUGAGUGAUAUUGCUGCCUUCAUGAAAAAUGAAAAGCUGACCAUAAAUGAGAUAAAGCUUACACCUGAAGAGUUGUCUGAGUUAAUAGCUUCCAUUAAAGGUGGAACCAUUAGUGGCAAGAUUGGGAAGGAGAUACUAUUUGAGUUAUUAGCCAAGGGUGGAACUGUUAAGGAAAUUAUAGAAAAAAAGGACUUGGUUCAGAUAGUAGAUCCUGUUGAGAUUGAAACAAUGGUGGACAAAGUGAUUGCAGAGAAUCCAAAACAGCUAGAGCAGUAUCGUGGAGGCAAAACUAAACUACAAGGUUUUUUUGCUGGCCAGGUAAUGAAAUUAUCUAAAGGCAAGGCAAAUCCAGGUCUCCUUAACAAGAUCCUCUUGGAGAAAUUGAAUUCAAAGAGUUGAUGCUAAUAGAUUGUUAUCUACUUCCUAAUCAUGUGCAUAGCAUGACUUCCAAUUCGAUGCUUGGCUUCUUGCUUGGUUCAUCCUUGAUAAAAUGUUAUCCAGUCAAUAGACAAAUUGCAAAUGAAAAGAUGUGAGGCUGUUGUGUUGCUCAUUGCUGAGGAAAGUGAUUGAUUCUAUUGGCUAAACAUAUAGCUUGAUUUUUUGAAAUAAACCUUGUACAUUUUGAAUUCUAGGUUCCAAAGGAUUUCUGCUUCAACUGUUGAGACUGCAGUGCUCUUCUAUUUUCUUCUUUAGGGGACGUAAGAUUAUAUUUUCAAAGCAUGUAAUUUAUAUUUAUGUUUUCACUUAAGUCAUGGCUUAAAAGUUUCUUUAUACAUCUCAUGUAUUUGGAUUUUGUAACGAGUAUAUUUGGUGUUCCUUCUCUUACCAAACAAUAACGAUAACACAAAUGUAUUUACAUUUAUGGCUUAAAACUCAUGGCUGCAUGUAUUUACACAAA